AAAAAAAAAAAAAAAUGAAGAAGUCUAAGAAACAGUUAAAACAAAUAUUUAAAGAUUUUGAUAUAAACGAUGAAGGGCUCUUGGAUACUGAAUAUUUGUUUAAAGCAUUGAUAUCUUUGGACUUGCCUAUAGAACAAUCAGAUAUACCGGAUUUAUUUGAAUCUGUAGGACGAGAAAAGGAAGGAACAGUGACACAAGACGAUUUUAUAGAUAUAGUAACAGAAUUAAUGGACUGUGAUAUAGACGAUGGAGAAAUAUCACAACAAGAAGCAAAUGACUCUUAUUUAAUAACAGAUACAGCUUUUAAUAUGUUGGCUGAUCCUGCUGUUAAUGGCAUUACUUUAGAAAGCUUACUUAAAGCAUGCGAAAUGCAAUAUGAAUCUUGGACAAAGCAACAAGUAAUGGAAAUGAUGAAUGAAGCUGAUCUAAAUCAUGAUGGCUUGAUUGAUUCUGAUGAAUUUAAAAAAAUUUGUAAAAAAGCAGGUUUAUUGUAGAAAGAGAAUAUACCAUUGU
This is a messenger RNA of Cokeromyces recurvatus, 513 nucleotides long. RefSeq lists its product as uncharacterized. Gene Ontology annotation, molecular function: calcium ion binding. The record is from RefSeq and is a predicted model, not a curated record. Bases 15 to 494 code for a protein of 159 amino acids. The transcript is spliced from 3 exons. Lineage: Eukaryota; Fungi; Mucoromycota; Mucoromycetes; Mucorales; Mucoraceae.